AUUCAUAUUUGAUUUGGAAUGAGUGGGUCAUCACCCGACAGUAGCAGUGGGGAUGAAAAAUCGCCCCUUCAUCUCAACGACGAUGAUAUCAGAGAGGAAUCGGAGGUCAAUGAUGAUGGGAAUACAAAUGGAAAUAGUAGGAGAGUCAGGCGUCCUGUACAGUACUACUCCAUCAACACACCCAACCAUGAUGCCAGUACCGUGGCUGUGGUCAGUCGCUACAAGUACUAUUCCAGGUUGUUUCCAUACAGAAACAGCAACUUUCAAAUGCCUGACCAUGUGGUGCCACCAAAUUUCUUCAGUGUGAUCUAUGUGACUGUUCGAGGUGAACAAAACAGCAUCAUCACCAUAUUUUCACUUUGGAAUACCAUGAUGGGGACAUCAAUCUUAAGUAUGCCUUGGGCAAUAAGACAGGCCGGGUUUGUGACUGGCAUUAUACUGCUGGUAUUGAUGGCAGGCCUCAUGUUAUACACCAGCUACCGUAUACUGACAGCAGUACAGGGCAUGUCAUCGGAUUCCACAAGUGAGGCUUUAGACUUUUCUGAUGUAUGUCAACAUUAUCUGGGUCGUUGGGCCCAGAUUCUGGCAGUAGUCUCAUCCCUUCUGACACUUUUGGGCGGGGCCAUUGUCUACUGGAUACUCAUGUCAAAUUUUCUCUACAAUAUUGUCACCUUUAUCUACCACAAAGCUUCAGAUUCUGAUGCUGUUAAUUCCACACAAAAUUCUAAAGAUUACAUUUGUCCUCACCCACCUGCUGGGCAAAAUGGUUCUGUGUACUUAACUCAUAAUGCCAGCAUGAACUCACUUCCACACCUGAUGUGGAUGGGGUCAGCUAGCCACACCCAUGAUGCCACCCUUGACCGUGUUUGGCAGGAGGACCACACUGUGCCAUUGUUCCUCGUCGCUGUACUUCUCCCCCUUAUCAACUUUAAGUCGCCUACUUUCUUCACAAAAUUUAAUUCUUUAGGUACUAUUUCUGUGACCUACCUUGUGAUAUUUGUGGCUUACAACGCUUCACAAUGGGGGUUUCAUCUUGACCUUAGCAUUCCUGCUAGCAGCAGCCAACAUAUACCAAUGUUCAAGGGCACAUUUGCAGCCCUGACUGGAGUUGCAGCCCUAGCCUACUUUGUUCAGAAUUGUGUGAUAUCCAUUGUUAGAAACCAAAAACAUCCAGAAAAUAAUGUGCGUGACUUGGUGAUAGCCUAUGUAUUGGUAGCUCUCACCUAUACUUACAUGGGAGUGAUGUUCUACUCCUCAUUUCCAAUGUCUAAAGACUGCAUAGAAGAUAAUCUUUUAAAUAACAUGGCAGACACAUAUGUGUUGGCAUUUGUGGCACGGAUUGGACUGUUUUUCCAGAUGAUGUGUGUAUUUCCACUCUUGCUGUAUAUAUUCCGGGUCCAGUUUCUACACACUGUGUUUGGAUCUGUAUGGCCGAGUUUCAAGCAUGUGUUGGGACUGAAUAUCUGCAUAGUGGCUGUGUGUGUUGUGUUUGCUGUGUUUCUGCCUCAUAUUGGAUCUAUCAUCGGAUUUGUGGGAGCAUUUUGUGGACUGUCCUACGCAAUUGCCCUGCCAUGUCUUGUGUAUAUGGUGAUACGUCACCAGCAGAACACACUGACUGUUCCAACGAUAACCUUCCACUCUUUCCUUAUACUCAUAGGGCUGGCCAACUUUGUGGGACAAUUUGUCAUUCUUGGAAAGACAAGCUGAUUCUCAUAUGGAAACCUUUUAGUUGCACUUGCUUCUGUAAUCCUUGUAGGACAGUAUAAUUAUUUGUACUAUUUAUAGCUACUCGUUUAGGUAUAAUUUUCUAAAAGUUCCAAUCAGCCGACAUUUAACUUUUUUUCAACAAUAAACCUAUGUCUGGCUAUCUAGGGACUCUACAAAUGCACUCGUCUGCUUGUCAUGACCAAUCUAUUUUGCUAUCAGAUGGUACUUUUAUUGGCAAAUAAUCAGUGAUAUGAGUAUAUUUUGUGCUAUAAUACCACAUAAUGGGCAUUCAUUUAGCAAGUCGAAUUGUAAAAAGAUUGAACUAUUUCAUCCUUUUGACAUUUGGUUUGCAAUCAGCAAGUAUUUUGUUUGACUUAGAUGUACAAUUAUGAUAAUACUUGACUGUUCUCUGGUGAUAUUAAAACAUGAGGUAAAGAUCUCAGGUUAUCAGAACAAAAAGAUUGAACAAGAAUUUAAUGUGCAGUUUAUAAAGAUGCCAUUUGAGUCAGAAGAAAUGUGUUGUCCUCCUAUGCUUAUAGUCCUGUAAUAAAUCCAACCCUGACAUUGAGUCAGAGGAUGUGUUACCCCCCAUUUCUCAUUGGCUUGGGAUAAGUAUGGCAAGUUUUGAAUUGAUAUUUGUCUCUAACAUUUACGCUUGCUAAACACUGAAUGUAACCUUUGUAUAUAACACAGAUUCAACUUACUGGUACUUAUUACAAUACAUUUCCAUACCAGAACAGAUUCCUGUUUCUUAAAGGAAACUUUGGAUUUGAAUUUAGUUUGUAUUUUACAUGAAAAAUGUCACAGUUUACAAAAUUGUAAAUUAU
This is a messenger RNA of Ylistrum balloti, 2534 nucleotides long. RefSeq names its product neutral amino acid transporter 9-like. The record is from RefSeq and is a predicted model, not a curated record. Lineage: Eukaryota; Metazoa; Mollusca; Bivalvia; Pectinida; Pectinidae. Gene Ontology annotation, molecular function: amino acid transmembrane transporter activity. The transcript has 15 exons. Gene Ontology annotation, biological process: amino acid transmembrane transport. Bases 19 to 1707 code for a protein of 562 amino acids.